UUAACACUGCUCAAGUAGAGGAGAGUUCAGCAUUUGACCCAAGCUGCUGACACUAUCAGCCCAUGUGCAGUGCUUUUUGUUUGUUCCAAUGGCGUGUAGAGAGAGCAGGGGCAGUAAGAUUUUGCUAUGUUUAGCACUUUUAGUUGUUGCCAGUUCAUUUUCCCAUAAUGCUCGAUUGACAAAACUUAAAGCAUUGGGUAUAUUAAGAGGAAACUCGACACGUCACAAAAGUCAAUCCAAAGGAAUUGAUGUGCACUACGGUAGACUCUUAAUAGGGCAAAAUAAUUAUCUGCAAGGUGAUAAACUGAGGGGGUCCAAGGCCACAAAGAACUUCCUGGAUGUUGAUACAGACUAUCAAGAGGACAUUGGUUGGGGUGAGCACAUGCAACUUCAAGGACGAGGAGAUGGCAGAAAGGCAGCGAGUGCUGCAGUAGAACGUCUCCUUAAAAUGGAACCAAAGGUUGAAUGUACGGGAGACUCCAUGAAGCUUCAAGUCCAAGAUGCUGCUUCUACCCCUGGAUCUCUGUUCUUUGUGGACAGGGGAAGUCUCCUGUCUCCCCUGCCGCUGUCCAAGUUGCCACAAAGCUGUGGUUACACAAUCAGGGCUACACUGAGAGAUCUGGUCUUAGUUGCUCCUUAUGACGGUUGCUUUGUCACUCCUGAGGAGGAUAGAUACGUUCUUCCACUGCGUUGGUGGGGGUUACCAGUCAGGAUGUCAUGCCCUUUGAUGAGGCAGUCUUCACCUAACCCGCCGAUGGUCACCUGCCAUGCUCAGGGUAUGGUUGUGGAAACGGGAUGGACUGUAUCCGUUGCGAACAUUCACGUAAAUUUGGCUGGUAACUUGGAGCUACUGAUGAAGGCUUCACACAGAUGUGGUUUCAGUGUAGUUGUACAUCCUGAAGGUGUGGUCAUCUCUUUUCGCUAUGCACCCUGCCUGGAGAAAAGGAAUGGAAUGUAUACCCUUCAAUUGACUGGAGAGGGAGAAACAAAAAUUUCCUGUCCAUCACUGUCACUAGCUCAAACUGAACACAAAACGCCCACCGAUGGUCCAAAACUGCAAACUGAAACUCCAAGCAAAGGAGAAAAUCCAUUUUUGCCUCAGCCAUCCACGUUAGCUCCAAUGGACCAAGUCAAACAACCUCUUGGCCAAUUGCAAACUGAAGGCUCAAAUCCUGAAAGCCCUGGGAAUUUGUCACCUACUGUACUUGCUCCAGAGAACCAAGAGCCACUGCAACCUGAAGCCCCUUGGGGUCAAUUCCAGCAGCCCUUCUACCCUCAGCCACAGCCAGAAAAGCCAACUGCUGCUCCAAAGCCUCCACAACCGGAAGCCCCUUGGGGCCAAGUGCAGCAGCCCUUCUACCCCUACUACCCUCAGCCAGAGCCAGAAAAGCCAACUGCUGCUCCAAAGCCUCCACAACCUGAAGCCCCUCAGGGCCAAGUGCAGCAGCUCUUCUACCCUUUCUACCCCUACUACCCUCAGCCAGAGCCUGAAAAGCCAACUGAUGCUCCAAAGCCUCCACAACCUGAAGUGCCUCGGGGCCAAGUGCAGCAGCUCUUCUACCCCUUCUACCCUCAGCCAGAGCCAGAAAAGCCAACUGAUGCUCCAAAGCCUACACAACCUGAAGCCCCUCGGGGCCAAGUGCAGCAGCCCUACUACCCUCAGCCAGAGCCUGGAAAGCCAACUGAUGCUCCAAAGCCUCCACAACCUGAAGUGCCUCGGGGCCAAGUGCAGCAGCUCUUCUACCCCUACUACCCUCAGCCAGAGCCAGAAAAGCCAACUGCUGCUCCAAAGCCUACACAACCUGAAGUGCCCCGGGGCCAAGUGAAGCAGCCCUUCUACCCCUACUACCCUCAGCCAGAGCCUGGAAAGCCAACUGAUGCUCCAAAGCCUACACAACCUGAAGCCCCUCGGGGACAAGUGCAGCAGCCCUACUACCCUCAGCCAGAGCCUGGAAAGCCAACUGAUGCUCCAAAGCCUCCACAACCUGAAGUGCCUCGGGGCCAAGUGCAGCAGCUCUUCUACCCCUACUACCCUCAGCCAGAGCCAGAAAAGCCAACUGCUGCUCCAAAGCCUACACAACCUGAAGUGCCCCGGGGCCAAGUGAAGCAGCCCUUCUACCCCUACUACCCUCAACCAGAGCCUGGAAAGCCAACUGAUGCUCCAAAGCCUACACAACCUGAAGCCCCUCGGGGCCAAGUGCAGCAGCCCUUCUACCCCUACUACCCUCAGCCAGAGCCUGGAAAGCCAACUGAUGCUCCAAAGCCUACACAACCUGAAGCCCCUCGGGGCCAAGUGCAGCAGCCCUUCUACCCCUACUACCCUCAGCCAGAGCCUGGAAAGCCAAUUGAUGCUCCAAAGCCUACACAACCUGAAGCCCCCCGGGGCCAAGUGCAGCAGCCCUUCUACCCCUACUACCCUCAGCCAGAGCCUGGAAAGCCAACUGAUGCUCCAAAGCCUACACAACCUGAAGCCCCUCGGGGCCAAGUGCAGCAGCCCUUCUACCCCUACUACCCUCAGCCAGAGCCUGGAAAGCCAACUGAUGCUCCAAAGCCUACACAACCUGAAGUGCCUCGGGGCCAAGUGCAGCAGCUCUUCUACCCUCAGCCAGAGCCAGAAAAGCCAACUGAUGCUCCAAAGCCUACACAACCUGAAGCCCCCCGGGGCCAAGUGCAGCAGCCCUUCUACCCCUACUACCCUCAGCCAGAGCCUGGAAAGCCAACUGAUGCUCCAAAGCCUACACAACCUGAAGCCCCUCGGGGCCAAGUGCAGCAGCCCUUCUACCCCUACUACCCUCAGCCAGAGCCUGGAAAGCCAACUGAUGCUCCAAAGCCUCCACAACCUGAAGUGCCUCGGGGCCAAGUGCAGCAGCUCUUCUACCCCUACUACCCUCAGCCAGAGCCAGAAAAGCCAACUGCUGCUCCAAAGCCUACACAACCUGAAGUGCCUCGGGGCCAAGUGCAGCAGCUCUUCUACCCUCAGCCAGAGCCAGAAAAGCCAACUGAUGCUCCAAAGCCUACACAACCUGAAGCCCCCCGGGGCCAAGUGCAGCAGCCCUUCUACCCCUACUACCCUCAGCCAGAGCCUGGAAAGCCAACUGAUGCUCCAAAGCCUACACAACCUGAAGCCCCUCGGGGCCAAGUGCAGCAGCCCUUCUACCCCUACUACCCUCAGCCAGAGCCUGGAAAGCCAACUGAUGCUCCAAAGCCUACACAACCUGAAGCCCCUCGGGGCCAAGUGCAGCAGCCCUUCUACCCCUACUACCCUCAGCCAGAACCUGAACCAGAGCCUGGAAAGCCAACUGAUGCUCCAAAGCCUCCACAACCUGAAGCCCCCCGGGGCCAAGUGCAGCAGCCCUUCUACCCCUACUACCCUCAGCCAGAGCCUGGAAAGCCAACUGAUGCUCCAAAGCCUCCACAACCUGAAGCCCCCCGGGGCCAAGUGCAGCAGCCCUUCUACCCCUUCUACCCUCAGCCAGAGCCUGGAAAGCCAACUGAUGCUCCAAAGCCUACACAACCUGAAGCCCCUCGGGGCCAGUGCAGCAGCCCUUCUACCCCUACUACCCUCAGCCAGAGCCUGGAAAGCCAACUGAUGCUCCAAAGCCUACACAACCUGAAGCCCCUCGGGGCCAAGUGCAGCAGCCCUUCUACCCCUACUACCCUCAGCCAGAGCCUGGAAAGCCAACUGAUGCGCCAAAGCCUACACAACCUGAAGCCCCCCGGGGCCAAGUGCAGCAGCCCUUCUACCCCUACUACCCUCAGCCAGAGCCUGGAAAGCCAACUGAUGCUCCAAAGCCUACACAACCUGAAGCCCCUCGGGGCCAAGUGCAGCAGCCCUUCUACCCCUACUACCCUCAGCCAGAGCCUGGAAAGCCAACUGAUGCUCCAAAGCCUCCACAACCUGAAGUGCCUCGGGGCCAAGUGCAGCAGCUCUUCUACCCCUUCUACCCUCAGCCAGAGCCAGAAAAGCCAACUGAUGCUCCAAAGCCUACACAACCUGAAGUGCCUCGGGGCCAAGUGCAGCAGCCCUUCUACCCCUACUACCCUCAGCCAGAACCUGGAAAGCCAACUGAUGCUCCAAAGCCUCCACAACCUGAAGUGCCUCGGGGCCAAGUGCAGCAGCUCUUCUACCCCUUCUAUCCUCAGCCAGAGCCAGAAAAGCCAACUGAUGCUCCAAAGCCUACACAACCUGAAGCCCCUCGGGGCCAAGUGCAGCAGCCCUUCUACCCCUACUACCCUCAGCCAGAGCCUGGAAAGCCAACUGAUGCGCCAAAGCCUACACAACCUGAAGUGCCUCAGGGCCAAGUGCAGCAGCUCUUCUACCCCUUCUACCCUCAGCCAGAGCCUGAAAAGCCAACUGAUGCUCCAAAGCCUCCACAACCUGAAGUGCCUCGGGGCCAAGUGCAGCAGCUCUUCUACCCCUACUACCCUCCCACUGAAAAGCCAGUUCAAAGUGAACAGCUUCCCCCUGUCAAACCUCCAGAGGGCCAAAUGCAUUACAUUUUUAACCAAUAUCAAAACUCCCCAGGAACUGCCAUUCCACAACCUAGUAUUGAAGGCAUAG
Messenger RNA from Anoplopoma fimbria (sablefish), 4561 nucleotides. Its product is annotated as mucin-2-like. NCBI's taxonomy places the organism in Eukaryota, Metazoa, Chordata, Actinopteri, Perciformes, Anoplopomatidae. The record is from RefSeq and is a predicted model, not a curated record. The transcript is spliced from 7 exons. Bases 89 to 4561 code for a protein of 1490 amino acids.